CAAAACUAAUUGUGAACGUUUUUCACAUUUAAAUUGCUUUGGGUUGAAUCCAUUUGCACAUCAGGUCAUGUCAAUAUUUCGGUGUUUCUGAGCUCCUGAUCAUUUCACCUGAGGUUCAGAGGUAAGUGACCUAUUUCACCCCGAAGUUGUUUCACGUACACCGCGAAUUAGCUCGAAUUCGAUUAGCCUCACAGUUAUCGAGAACGGAUUACAUUGUCUGAUUUGUUUACAGACGGCCUGAAACGCAUCGUGGUUUUACUGAGUAGGUUAUUUGCAAAGAAAAACUAAUGGAAAUCUUCAUUAACGUUAAAAGUCAGUUUCUGUUUUGGGAAAUUCUUCUCAUGGAAAUGUAUCUUUCUCUGUGACGUAAACGCAAUUACCUGUCAUCUGGAGAGCCGUCUCGUCAUAUCAAGUGUUAUAUAACGCAUCAACUGCGCUAGAAAAUAUAAAUUGCUUUUCACUUCAUCCCGUUAAUGUGAAUGCAGCUGAUAACUUAUCCGCCCCAAGUUGCAGCGCACGUGAAUUGAAUCUCAACAACAACAACUGAGCGGAAGGUGCAAAAAUGACUCCAAACUCGACUCUUUACAACAUGACGGUAAACACGACUAGCCUUCCACCAAAUACUACUCCAGCGGCGACGCCGGACAAGCCAGAGGUGCUCUCUCAACUUUAUGUCACUCUCACGACACUCUUCUUCUCGUCUCUCAUCGUCGUUGGUUUGACAGGGAACAGUCUGGUCGUGGCGACUCUCUCUCGCUGGCGAGAGAUGAGGACACCUUGCAACCUACUUAUCGCUAAUAUCUGCGCUGCUGAUUUGGGAGUCUGCCUGCUCGCGGCGCCAUUGAGAAUCAUCGAGAUCUACCGCGGCUGGCUUUUCGGCGAUGUACUGUGUUAUAUCUUAGCUCCACUUCAAGAUGUCUUCGUUGUCGUGUCCGUUGUCACACAGACUGUAAUUGCCCUGGAGAGGCAUCGAGCUAUAGUGGCACCAUUCAAACCGAAAAUGACCCUCCACCGCGUCAAGAUGGUGAUGCCGGGCAUCUGGGUUGCCUGCUAUGUGACAAGUGGUGUUCCGAUGCUAAUCUUUCUCAAGAACAAAUUGUUCCCCAAUGGGUAUUUCUUUUGUUUUCCAUUUUUCCCCAGUGAAGUUUAUAAAAUCGCUUAUGAGAUGUACCUCGUGGUUUUGUUCAUUACUCUGCCUCUGGUUCUCCAAAGCGCUGCUUACUUCGAUGUCAUCCGCGUGCUCAGAGCUAAAAACGAGAUGCACUCGAGGUCCUACCAGCCGAACACUUUCAUGAAGAAAACUCUCAGCGACAGGGCCAGACAGAAGAAACGGCUGGUCAGAAUGCUGAUAGUUUUAAUGCUGGCUUUCCAAGUUUGUUAUCUACCUCGUGGAGUCAUCCUGUUGAUCCAGGAAUUCUCUCCCGAAACGACAGCCAAGCCAGACUUUCUGUACGUGGAACUGAUAACGUUAGCGAUGUACUACCUCAAACACGUAAUUAACCCGAUCAUAUUAUCAGCUAUGAGUAACGAUUUUCGGUCAGGCUGUUUGAGUGUUUGUGCCGCAGAUGACUCACAUUUAGCGUUCACCCGGGGAAAUCGUUAUUCGACAGGUCACCGCUGCAACACGAGGGAAAGAAGACUUCAAAGAAAUACUACUAGUAGUUCAGAACAAGUGCAAGUUUAGUACUUCUCCGUUUCAAAAUGAUAACCUUAGAUCGACUUGGAAACGUCCUCCGUUUUGGGGAAAAGGCUACUUUGUUUUAGUUGGUUUCAAUUCUUUUGGGAAAAUGUUAUUGAGGAAAUUCUCUAAUGUCUAAAAAUCACUGGAGAGUUGCGAAAAAUAUAAUUCAAAAUUUGGUUAAAUAUGUAAAAAGUACGACCGACCACUGAGUUGUUUUGAUUACUUGACGAAUUAAGCUUUUAAUGAAAAGCGUUUGUGAAGAGGGAAGACUCACGCCAUGAACUAGUUGAGCCGAAAAUGUUGAUCAUAACACAAAAGUAUCGUGUGACUGGAAAAUCAUAACGUGAUUUUAAAUUUUGCCCUACAGCAAGGUCGAGGAAUCGAAAGAGAUUCAUUUACAUAUUACUUGUUUUCAGUAUAUCGGGUUGAUGUGCUUGAAAAAAUAAAAGUAGAGAAAAUUUGCAUUUAUAUAAUUACCGCAUGAAAAAAUUAAAAAAUAACCUGCUUUUUGGAAUGGUUGGCGAUAAGGGAAAGAAAGCUUUUUAGUAAAGUAAAUAACAGGGAUUUAAUCUCUCAGCAAUGCGUCUGUUCUGAGAAAAAGGAAAGAACUGAUUAGAUAUCAAGAUAAACCGGGUAGUUUUAAUGUUGAGCAAUGCCCUUGUAAAGAUUGUAUCAAUAAUUAAAUAAAAAACAUUUUUAGAAAAUAAAGCAUUGAUCUUUGAAAUCAGAAAUAGUUAAAAUCUUUUGAGCUUUUAUUUAAUUUGACUGGGAAUCAGGUAAUACUUAAAUACCUCCCAAGCACAUUAAAGGAUUGCCCCUUAUCGCUUUGGAGCCUUGGUUAGAAAGGAUAAAGAAUUUAGCCGCGACCAGUACAAUGGAAGAAAAUUCAAUCGAACAUCAAGGAUAGAAUUAGACUCUUAUUUCAGAUUAAAAUUCAGCGAGGGCAGAAAGCGAAGCAGAAAUGAAAACUCUUGAAAUAAUUAAAUUAAAUAAAUGGUGCACUGGUCAACUACGAUAGUGAAAAUAAACAAACAUUAAGAUCACAACCUGAUCGACAGAUUUGGUACUAAAUCCGAGAGAAUGAAUUUCCUCUUUCGCAAUUUUUAAUUCCUUUGUUAAACCGGAAAACUUAACUUCAUCGAGAACGUAGUCGUCCAAGUUUGUUACCAGGCGAGCCAGAACUCCGGCGAUUUAAUUAACUUUUUAAAAUUUGUUAACACUAUUUUUACCCUGGGGAAGUCAUUCAUCAUUAUCUAACCACACUUUCAACUGAACAUUUCCCAUUUAUCUUUUUUAAAAGGUAAAUGCGAAAAGAAGAUAAAUACAAAAAACUUCACGAGUAUUAGAAUACGAACGGAGAAACAAUCAAACACUGUUUCAUGUUUAAAAACAGGUUUAUAACAUUCAAUUUUGUUUUGGCUUAGCUGUUGUUUUCACCGUGUUGAAAUAAAGCUACAGUAGGGAUGUCUAGACCAUCGUCUCGUGGUAUUUAAAAUUAUCUACACCCGCAGAAAUGAAAAUAAAUGGUAAUCAAGCGACGCUUGUCUGCAGUUUAAUGCCUUACAUGCCAAGUUUUGCACUAACAUCGUAACAAGUCCAUUUUUAACUCGUAUUUUUUUAAACAAUGAUUCAAAACCCCCUUUUUUAUCAAGAUUGUUGCCGCUUAGGAUUAAUCUUCUUUUUUUUCUCCUUUUGAGCCGUAAAACCUACGGAAAAGAUCAUCAAUAAGUAAAUAAAUUAAAAGUCUAAGAAUUUCUUCAAGGUUGACCGUUUGUGCCAUUCAAGUUGUUCAUAUAUGUUUUGGAAUAGAAAUUGUUUAUUAUUUUAUUAUUGAUUUUAAGCCUCAUAGACUGACUUUAUGCAUUGAUAUACUUCGUUGAUUGACGACUUACUCUAAAGGUAACAAUAAUGUUCAUAAAAAAUUAAAUAAGUCAGAAAAGUGAUAAAAAAUCUGCGGCCUAAUGCCGAAUAUGAAAGGAAUGCCUUUGACAGCCCCUUCAGUGAAAACGUCCGUUACUCAAAAUUUAGUUCACAAAAAUUGACAACAACCAUGACAACAUAUUCGCUAUUGAGGCUGGAUGCAAAAAGCUUCUAAAUCCUUCAUUCUAAAACCGAUGGUUUUUUAAUCUGGGCGAUAAUUAGUCUUAUUAUAUGGCUAGCUCCGUGAGCGGGCAAGAUGAAUUAAAUCCUGCGCUGUGAUUGGCUACCCGAGCGGGCAGAUGGAGCUAUCAUGCCCGCUUGGGACUAUCCGCCGUGUCCCGCAAGAAAAAUUUCCCCGAAAGCCGUAUAAUAAAUCCUUUAUUGACCAAGCUUGUUCAGUCAAG
Messenger RNA from Orbicella faveolata, 4005 nucleotides. Its product is annotated as G protein-coupled receptor 54-like. NCBI's taxonomy places the organism in Eukaryota, Metazoa, Cnidaria, Anthozoa, Scleractinia, Merulinidae. Gene Ontology annotation, cellular component: plasma membrane. The record is from RefSeq and is a predicted model, not a curated record. Gene Ontology annotation, biological process: G protein-coupled receptor signaling pathway. Gene Ontology annotation, molecular function: G protein-coupled receptor activity.